Molecule: messenger RNA, 496 nt
Organism: Bactrocera oleae (olive fruit fly)
Lineage: Eukaryota; Metazoa; Arthropoda; Insecta; Diptera; Tephritidae
Source: RefSeq, a predicted model, not a curated record
AUGAAGGUGCGGAUCUCGCACUGCUGGAGAGGAGUUUGGAGGAUGAGGAUCCUCCAAAUUAACCUCCAGCACUCGAAGGUGGCCUCCGCCGAUCUAGUGCUUCGUCUAGGACGGGACGAAGCCGACGUUGUCCUUAUCCAGGAACCGUGGCUGAGCAGCAACGGUAUCUCUGGUCUAAGGACAAAGAGCCACAAGCUCCUGGCCGCAAACAGUACAGGUAGAACCAGAGCCUGCUUGUUAAUCAGAAACGAGCUUAACGUUUUUCUUUUACAUAAGUUCAGCAACGAGGACGUCGUCGCUGCUAGACUGGAGGACAGCGCUGGAGAACUCUGGCUGUUCUCAGCCUACAUGACGCACGACGACGAGGUGGAGCCACCUCCGAACCUGCUGAGAGGAGCCCUGGCAGAGGCCAGGCGCAAAGGAGCCGGUGUCUUAAUAGGCUCGGAUGCAAAUUCAAGGCACACCGUCUGGGGGAGCUCGGACAUUAACACAAGAU